AUGGGUUUUCGGUUGCAUUUUGAUAUGGAUAUAGAACCUGAGAAUGACUGUGAUUGGAAGCCAAAACAGGGAAUGAUAUUUGAUUCUGAACAAUGUGCGUAUGAUUUUUAUAAUACAUAUGGAGGAAGAAUGGGGUUUAACAUAAGAAGCGAUUAUUGUAGGAAGGACAAGUUCACUAAUCAACUUAUUCAUAGACUUUUGAAUCCUUCAUUCUUCUAUGCUGUUCAAUUAGAUAAUGAGGAGCAAAUUACCAAUAUGUUUUGGGCCGAUGCACAAAUGAUCAUAGAUUAUGCUCAAUUUGGUGAUAUUGUCACAUUUGAUACGACUUACAAGUUAAACCAAGAACAUAGACCCUUCGCAUCUUUUGUGGGAUUUAACCAUCAUAGGGAAACAGUUAUAUUUGGUGCAGCAUUGAUGUAUGAUGAGACCGCCGAACCGUUUGUAUGGUUGUUUGAAAAUUUUCUAGAGGCUACGUCAAGAAAGGCACCAAAAACUUUGUUCACCGAUCAAGAUGCUACAAUGGCUAAAGCCAUACCCAUCGUUAUGCCUGACACAAGUCACCGAUUGUGUACUUGGCAUUUGAUGCAAAAUGCAUUAAAACAUGUUAACUGUUUGUUCCAAGAUAAGGGGGUGAAGGGUGUACUAAAUAAAUUCUUCUUUCACAUUGAAGAUGCAAAUCAAUGGAAGUUAGAGUGGGCGAAAAUGCUUGAUAAAUAUGAUGCGCAUGAAAACCAUUGGUUGAAAUUGACUUUUACGGAUUGCAUUCGUUCUGAUUUUAACUUAAAUAAAUUCUUCAUGCAUUUCGAAAGGGUACUUUACGAUAAGCGAUAUAAGGAGUUAGAAGCAGGAUAUGCUUUGUGCCAAAGGUUACCAAAGGUGAAAGCAAUAAUAAGAUUGUUAAUUCAAAUGGGUAAUGUCUACACAAAAAAUAUCUUUGAGGAAUUCCAAAAUGAGUACUUUCAAUCCAUUGAAUCAGACAUAGAAGCAAUUGAAUAUGGGGAGGCUAGUACCAUUUACACAGUUAUUGAUGUUGGUAACAAAUAUGCAAGGAAAGUGAAGAUGGAGAGGGAUGACUCUUUGGGUUGUAAUUGUACAAAGUUUGAAAGGGAAGGAAUCUUGUGUUGUCACUCAUUGAAGGUUAUUAGAGACAUAUUGAAGAUGAAAGAGGUUCCUCCACAGUACAUUCUAAAGAGGUGGACCAAACAAGCAAGAGCCGAAACUAUGAAGGACAUUACGGGGAAUGACAUUCAAGUAGAUGUGAAAUUUCAACAAGCCUCGCGGUAUAAGACAUUGAUGACCGCAUUUAGAGCACUAGCAGGUAGAGCUACCGAAACCGAAGAAACUUAUGAUUUUUGUAUUGCACAGCUUGCUACAUUAGGUGCAAAUGUUGAAGGUAAGUUAAGUGCUCAUUUUGGUGUUGGAAAUGAAGUAGGUAAUGAUGAUGACAACCAAAGCUUUGAAGUGGAUUGCGAAGACGUGAAUCAUGUUAUGCAACCAAAAGGAUUGAAGAAAAAGGUGGCAACUAGUAAGGGCAAAAGGAGGGUAAAAGGUGGAUUCGAAGCGGCGUUGGUAGCGAACUCCAAAAAAAAAUCCGGUGCUAACAGCUUGGCUUCGUCACAAUCUAUUGCAAGUCCAAUAGUUGUACCUUCUCCAUUAUCUGUUGGAGGAGGUAUCUAUGUUCGUCAACAUGUUCCUCCUCUUCAACCUCUUCCUCCCCUUCAUCCUCUUCCUCCAUCUUUGCCCAUGGGUGGUAAUUCUAUUCCUCCGCCAUUGAUGUAUCCCACAUAUCAUGCGAACAAUUUGCGGGACAUGUAUGUAGUGCCAAAUUAUUUGCCAAAUUCAAUGUCUCACCUGUAUUCUGGUGGAUCAACAUUCCAGUCACUACUUCAAGGUUCAUGUGGAUAUGACAUUGGGUUUCGAUAUUCUCAAGAAUCAACUACUCCAAUGUGUAGUCAGGCUAUGGCCAGGCAGAAACAAAAGCAAACUGAUGCUGAAAUUGGGCUGGACGGUGAAGUCAUAGCCUCUAAAAUUGUGAAGCAAAUUGCUGCUGGAAAGUGA
Molecule: messenger RNA, 2058 nt
Organism: Camellia sinensis
Lineage: Eukaryota; Viridiplantae; Streptophyta; Magnoliopsida; Ericales; Theaceae
Source: RefSeq, a predicted model, not a curated record